Messenger RNA from Aphidius gifuensis, 1059 nucleotides. Its product is annotated as F-box/LRR-repeat protein 2-like. Gene Ontology annotation, molecular function: protein binding. The record is from RefSeq and is a predicted model, not a curated record. NCBI's taxonomy places the organism in Eukaryota, Metazoa, Arthropoda, Insecta, Hymenoptera, Braconidae. The transcript has 3 exons. The coding region runs from base 1 to 1059 and encodes 352 amino acids.
AUGGAUAAACAAAAAUCUUUUGAUGAUGAUUUCGAGGAUAAAAUUAUGGCUCUGGAUUAUGAUUCAUUAGCACACAUUUUUAUGUGGCUUCCAGUAUCCGAGAGGAUAGUCAUGGAAAAUGUUUGUCACAAAUGGAAACAGGCUUGUCAACGAUCAUGGUAUGACAUCAAAGAAUACAAUUGUGGUGUAUCAAUUGAUGAUGAUGAAAAAAUAUUAUUACGAUGUGGUGUUUAUAUAAGAGAAUUGACUCUUACCGAAGUUUGCGACUCAAGCAUCCUUUCAAUCGUUGGUGAACGAUGCAAAAACUUAACAAAACUUGAAUUUGUAUUUGAUGAAACAUCACGAAAAUUAAAAGAUUUGAAAAUUAAAGUUCAAUCUGGAGCUAGAGCUAUUAUAAUAUUGACAGAAUUAGAAAAUCUUGAAUGUUUAGAAUUAAAUUAUCAGGAACUCACGAAAGAAGCAAUAAUUGCAAUUUCAAAUAAUUGUAAAAAACUCAAACAUUUGGAAAUUCCAUAUUGUCAAAUAAAAUCUUGUCCAUUUUCUCUUGAUCAUUUAUCAAAACUGCAGUACCUUGAAUAUUUAGAUUUGUCAGGUAUUAAAAUACUUCAAGAUAGUACUAUUAUUCUUAUUGCUGAUGAAUGUAAACACUUGAAAUAUUUGAAAAUAAAAGGAUCCAACCAACUUACUGAGGUUGGUUUUGAAGCUUUAACGAGCUUUGAAAAUUUGCAAAAAUUAUCGAUAAACAGGAACACGGCUAUCACAAACAAUUUUGUUGAAAAAUUCAAAGGAUUAAGAGUUUUAAAUUGUCGUGGUUGCAUCAACCUCUCUGAUGCUGGUAUCAUUCAGGUCAUCAAAAAUUGUCCAGAUCUCGAACGACUGGAUCUCUGUGACAUGGAUAAGAUUACACUUGAUACGAUUAUUGCUGCUGAUUUGGCAACAAAAAAUCGUAUAAAUGAUAUUGUUUUGCAUAUACAUAUCUCUAAUUGGACGCUUCAUAAAAAUUCUGAGUCUAUAAUUGAAUCUCAAUGGUUGUUAACUAGGUUUUUCUCCACAUCAUAA